This is a messenger RNA of Styela clava, 1072 nucleotides long. The record is from RefSeq and is a predicted model, not a curated record. Lineage: Eukaryota; Metazoa; Chordata; Ascidiacea; Stolidobranchia; Styelidae.
UUUAUUUUAGAUGAUGCCAAAAUUCAUUACAUUGAAUAAUGGCAGUCAAAUGCCUGUCAUAGGUCUAGGGACUUCGCUCACUAAACCCCAAGAUCUGAAAAAUACUGUAAAAUAUGCAGUCAGCGUGGGGUAUCGACACAUAGAUUGUGGUGCAAUAAAUGACAACGAAGAUAUCGUUGGCGAUGCGAUAAAUGACGUCAUCAGCAACGGGUACGUAAAAAGAAGCGAUUUGUUUAUAACAAGCAAACUCUGGUCUACGUUCCAAUCACCUGAACACGUUAAAGAAGGUUUAGCUCUAAGUCUUCGCAAGCUUAAGCUUGAUUAUUUGGAUUUGUUUUUGAUACAUUGGCCCUUUGGAUUGACAUACGAUGGAAAGGAUCCUAAACGAGAUUUGUCAUCGUCAUUCGAUGAGUCAAUAGAUUAUGUUGAUACGUGGAAAGUUUUUGAAGAGAUUUAUAAAUCUGGUGAAGUUAAAGCAAUCGGGAUUUCAAAUUUUAACCUCCUCCAGCUAAGUCGUCUGCUGGAUUAUGCACAAGUCAUUCCAGCAAUACAUCAAAUAGAAUUUCAUCCUUAUUUGGAUCAGGAAAAAUUGCUGAAUUUUUGCAAGUCAAAGGGAAUUGCUGUUACAUCAUUUAGUCCAUUCGCAUCUCCUAGUAGGCCAUGGGUCGUAAAAUCAGGAAUAAAGCUUUUCGAUGAUCCCGUCUUGAAACAGUUGGCGGAAAAAUACAAAAAAUCCGUUGGACAAGUUAUACUUCGAUACUUAGCAGAUAGAGGAACGUCUGUCAUUCCUAAAAGUGAAAAUCCAAAAAGAAUUCAAGAAAACUUAGAAAUAUUUGACUUCCUCAUUGAUGACCGUGACCUUGUAAAGACCAAAGAACUUGAUAGGCAUAUGAGAGUAGUUCCAUAUAAAGGUGCAUUUUUUGUAUCCCAUAAAUAUUUCCCUUAUGAUCUCUCAGAACUUCUGCCUAUAUAAACAACAAUUUUUACCAUGGUUUUUCAAACUUUCUGCAUUUUCUAAAGUUUGUUUUUCUCUUGCAGCUAGAUGAAAUUUUUGGUACCUGCCUUAAUCUAG